AUGACGGCAGGCGUACCUGUAGCAGGGGGUCUGGCCUGGUACACCUAUGAUACUCUCUUCGAGGCAAAGGGCGACAUUCUACACACGAAGCGUCCUAAACACAUCGUCGGUGGACCCAAGAACCUUGUCAUAACGCACGGAUGUCGUGGCAGCGUGCUCAAGGCCGAAGAGAUCCAUCAGAAUGACCCUCGCCAGAGACUGGUCAUCCUUGGAAGCGGAUGGGGUGCCGUCUCGGUGAUCAAUCAAUUGGACCCUAAAAAGUUUCAUGUCACGGUUGUGUCCCCGACAAACUAUUUCCUCUUCACUCCACUGUUACCAAGUGCAACCGUGGGCACUCUCGAGCUCAGGUCGCUCAUUGAGCCAAUAAGAAGACUCUUAUCAAAACUUGGUGGAUACUAUGUCGAAGGACGCGCAGAGGACAUCGACUUUGAAAACCAGCUGGUGGAAGUCUCGGGCGUGAAUAACAGCGAGGGGCAAAUGUUCUAUGUCCCAUAUGAUAAACUCGUUAUUGCAGUUGGGUCUGAGUCCAUGACGCACGGCAUCCAAGGAUUGGAGCACUGCAACUUUUUGAAGUCCAUCACAGAUGCUCGAGAUAUCAGAAGGAAGGUCAUGGAGAACUUUGAGAAGGCUAGUUUGCCCACGACGACUGACGAGGAGAGACGCCAGCUUCUUAGCUUUGUGAUCUGCGGUGGCGGUCCUACUGGAGUCGAAUUUGCAGCUGAGCUAUAUGACUUUUUGUAUGAAGACCUGGUCGGCUAUUUCCCCGCUAUCCCACCAGAGGAAGUGCAGGUCAGCAUUAUCCAGAGCGCGGGACAUAUCUUGAAUACCUACGGCAAGACAUUUCUCUGGCUCAUCAUCGAAAAUAUCAGUGAGAUGACAGAGGCCAAGUUCAAGCGCGAGAGCAUCAACGUGGUUACCAAUGCCAGAGUGGUUAAGGUCAAUCCCAAGUCGGUCACAUACAAGGAGAAGAGCACCGGGAAGGAAUACGAAGUGCCAUUCGGCGUCUGCCUCUGGUCGACUGGCGUGGGCAUGACCCCGCUUGUCAAGACUUUGGUGGCAAAACUCCCUACGGGCUCUCAGUCCAACAAACACGCGAUCGAGACGGACGGAUAUCUACGCGUCCUUGGAGCGCCAGAAGAAACUGUUUAUGCCAUUGGUGACUGUGCCACGAUUCCCCAACCUCACUUUGUUGAGAAAGUGAUGACGAUUCUACAGGAAAACGAUACUAAUGGAGAUAAUGUUCUGAAUUACGACGAGUUCCACAAUCUCGCCAACAAGAUUAUUGCAAAGCACAGUGUCCUCAAAGUGUUCCUGGCUCGUCUGGACAUGGUCUUUGAAAAAUACGACAAAGAUCACAACGGAACGCUUGAUCUAGAUGAAAUCCGUGCCUUCCUGGUCGAUGUCGAGAAGCAAUGCACGGCUUUGCCAGCGACCGCACAAGUCGCCAGCCAGCAGGGCAAGUUUGUCGGCAAGAGAAUCAACGUUCUUCACGAGAUUGAAGAUGAUCCUGUGGCUGCCGCCAAAUUGCCUCAGUUCAAUUACACCCAUCUGGGCUCGCUCGCGUAUAUUGGUGGCAACGAGGCAGUCUUGGAUCUAGGCAAGGGCUAUGUUUAUGGUGGCCUUGGAUCCGAAUACCUUUGGCGAUCCGUUUACUUCAGUGAGCAGGUUUCGAUUAGGACACGACUCUUGCUUCUCAUGGAUUGGUCGAAGCGUGCUCUAUUUGGACGAGACAUCAGCAAAUUUUAGAGGGCGAUAGAACGGAAGACCUGUACAAGAUACUGAUAUAGUCCUGAGAAGAAAAAUUUUAAAGAUCAUCGAUUUUUGGCUUUUUUGGCUUUUUUGGCUUCUUGCCCUGUUGUUGCUGAGUCCUGACAGUUCUCAUAGGUGGUGAAUUAGAAUCGGGGCUAUGUUCCUUUUGCUUUGACUCCCCUGGUUUUCUUUUUCCUUCAGUCCCUUGCUUCGCUACAACUUUUCCCCAUAUCACAUACAUCAUCAUGUUGUUCUCAAGGUCCUCAAUUUUUGUUGCGCUGAUGGCUGCAGCAUGGUUAUUUCACGCCGCUAUUGCACCUCCUGCUCGUGUCGACGUAGAUCUGGACGUGAUAUCGCAUAACCAUGCUACAAGGCAAUCGUGCGAGUCACCUGCGGGAUGCUCGCAAGCGUAACACGCGAGUCUCAGCACCAACCCUGAUAUGGGCAAUGAAGGGUAU
Gamsiella multidivaricata is the source of this 2207-nucleotide messenger RNA. RefSeq names its product pyridine nucleotide-disulfide oxidoreductase-domain-containing protein. The record is from RefSeq and is a predicted model, not a curated record. NCBI's taxonomy places the organism in Eukaryota, Fungi, Mortierellomycota, Mortierellomycetes, Mortierellales, Mortierellaceae. Gene Ontology annotation, molecular function: calcium ion binding; NADH dehydrogenase activity. The coding region runs from base 1 to 1746 and encodes 581 amino acids. The transcript is spliced from 11 exons.